CUUUCGUCCCGCCUUACUCAACUGAUAAUCGUAGUAUCAAAAAACAUGAAAGUUAUCUGUGCAGGAUUAAGCAAAACUGGUACGAAAUCCAUCGCAAAAGCCUUGCGAGUCCUUGGAUUUUCAGUCUUUGACUUCCUGGAACAUGUAAAUAUCCAUCAUGAUGAGUGGGUCGCUAUUUAUCGCCGGGGAAAGACACCUGAUUUCUUGUCUAUGUACAAAGAUGUCGACGCAGUUACCGAUCUUCCAGCCGCAAUUUGGUACGAUGAAAUCCACCAAACGUUUCCUGAUGCAAAAGUAAUCCUCUCCGUUCGAGAUAACGAGGACGUCUGGCUCAAGAGCUGGGUAGCCCAACUUGCGUUGCUUCGUGGGGGUGGAUUUUUUGGGAGGAUGAUUUUGAGGUAUAUAAUACCAUUUACUCAAGGCUUAGACGUGCCUUUCUUUGAUGACAUAGACAUGGCCGCUUACGGAACUUUGAGACCUGAAUCCACGGUCCUCUACAAGAAGAAAUAUCGGGAGCACAACGAGAGGGUACAAGCCGUUAUUCCAAAAGAAAAGUUGCUGAUUUUCAACGUGAAACAAGGUUGGAAACCAUUGUGUGAAUUUCUUGGCUGCGAGAUUCCUGAUCAAGAGUUUCCACGACAAAACGUUAAGGGUGAAGCGGCUAAAUUGGGGAACGCUAUGAUGACCGAUGCAAUGAGAAAACUUUUUGUUAUCUUUGCAGUUUUUGUUUUUCUAAUAAGUGUUUUUUGUGUGAUCUUUUUCUAAAUGUAUGCAGUGGUAGAUCUGGGGGAGAAUCCCAGGAGGCUUGCCCCCCCCCCCCAACUCCGUCUGAUGUCUUGUAUUAUUGUAUAUCUACAUCCAUGCUCCUUUGGUAAGGGGAAGAGGACAACAAUUAUUGCAAAUGAGGUCUAAUUAUUCUAGCAAACAAAAACACUAGUCAGAUUACAACAACCUCUAAGGGGCCUUUUAAAAAUGCUGACAAAUUUUGCACUUAGCAUGGGUUUUGACCAACCCACUCAAUUCUACCAGGAGUGGGGGGGGGGGGGAGGGU
This is a messenger RNA of Orbicella faveolata, 1051 nucleotides long. RefSeq lists its product as uncharacterized. NCBI's taxonomy places the organism in Eukaryota, Metazoa, Cnidaria, Anthozoa, Scleractinia, Merulinidae. The record is from RefSeq and is a predicted model, not a curated record.